AUGAUUGAUGCCAGGAAAUCUAUACCAGAAGGUAACAAGUACGAUGGUGCGCGCAAAUCGUUCGAACGCCAAGUAAUGAACAGCCUAGGGGACCGAAGCUCCGGGAAAUGGAGAAGACUUCUGCUACCGGAAAUAGGUAUGCCCUAUACCAACCGAUACGAUCGGCUGGUCCUAGGGUUAUGUGCUUUUGAACCUCAGAUUGUUGCUGCUACGGUUGGCCCUCAGGGUUUUCAGGUGUUCUGUACAGUAUGGCCUCACUCCUGCCCAAAAAUCAAGGCGACUUCGCCAAACGAGAAUAUUGGGAUAAAUUCUUCAGCUCACGAAAGUCCACCUUCGAAUGGUUCUGUCCUCGUUGACUGCUUUAAUUUGACUGUUCCGUUUCAGAUGCGUAAGCGUCACUGUCAGUCUCCCGCUGGUAAUCGCCUGCGAUAUGAAUGCAUGGAUGUGCUUAAGCUAACUGAUUGCCUAGAAGCGAAGAAGUUGAAUCUGUUUACUUGUGUCAUUGACAAGGGAACCUUGGACGCAAUCCACUCAGGAGAUCAAUCGGAGCGAACCGUUCGAUGCAUGUUCGAUAACAUUCGCUCUGUUUUGAAAAUGAUGGCUCGAUAUAUCAUUAUAACUUUGGCUCAAGAACAUAUCAUCGAAAGUGUCUGCACUUAUUUCCUUCGAGAAUCAAAUGAAUGGUUAGUUAACUGCCAUCAGCUGACAAGCAACAGACCCGGUGAGCGGGACAGUACCGGCGACGGUGUAUUUGCUCUUCCUGUGUAUGGUUUCGUCUUUACCAAAUUGAUGUCAUCUCCUGACUUACCGCGAGUUUCUGUAUAUCCACUCGAUUCUCCUAACCCCCAAUGUCUUGGUGGUGGUGAACGGCACGUCCAUCAGCUUGAGCAUCAGCUACGCAGCUGGAUAAACCAGGAGCAACACUGCAGCUUACUCAGGCACAACAUAAGCUCCGGUGACCAGACGUCAUUUCGUUUCACCUGUCCCCGAACUGGGCUUACUGCAUUCUACUGUACGGUCGUGCGGUCUGCAGCUGCGGUUCGUAAACACUCCAAGCGUCAUGCAUCCCAUGGACAUUCGAUGAAGGCGAUCGAAGCUGUUUUUCUCGUCCCCUUUGGUCAGCACAGACGCUCUGUCUAUUCUGAUGACUCUGAGCGUCGGUCUCUAUGUCGCUCUGCAAAUGUCUCUUCUCUACUUGUUGCACUGGUUAAUCCACGCUUCUUUCAACCGGAUUUGGAUUCCUUAAAGGAACAGUUAUCGACUGUACUACGCGUACUGCAUUUCGAAUCCCCUGAAGGCCACUCUAAGUCCCCAAUUUUGAGUACUCCGGACAGUUACCUGCGACGCCAACUGUUCCCCGUCAGUUGUGAGGGUAAACCAGAGCGCUACUCCUUAGAUGAGCUUGAAAUUCACGGUGUGAAUGAUGGGAAAAUUCACAAACUGAGGCGCAUAGUCUAUGCCUCUUCCGAUAUGCGACCAGUUGUGACUACCAAUGCCGCUUCUGUCGGGCUACUCGAUACACUUCCACCACGCGACCUUCAUCUUCUAGCAUGGAAUAAACUUGUUCUGACGGCCAAUGGAUUGUACUUCGGUACUCCUCCAGUCGUGAGCUCCGAUAGCUCCCAACUUCUCCACGCGAUUCCAGUUGGAGAUGUUGACGAUUCGAACUUUCUGGAAAUGUUUUCCCACUUAUAUCCGGAUUCACGGUCAAAAAUAAAUUGGAUUACAUCGCUCGGCGAGCUUGUAGCAGCUGAGCAGUACGACGCCAUUUUCUAUGAUCCGCUGGCUGUGAGUCGUGCAGCUUACAGGUCGCUUUUUACGGAAGACGCUUUGAAGGCAUUCUUGAACUGCUGCUGUACACAUAUGCACCCAAAAGGAUUCCUGAUCGUUGUCAUGGAAUCCGUGGAUGACAAUUCAGGACUGGACCACAUAGAUGUUUGCGGGACGUUGACCAGCAAUGGCGAGCUUUGUUGUGUACUAAAUUACACAGUUCCCGAUACCGUCAUGGACGACCCUUCUACAACCAUAUGUAUUUUCCGACUUGCUUCCUAUUCCCGAGAACUGGCGACUGCUGAAUUAACCAGUCGAAUAGCACUUCAUCGAACAGAAUCGGAACAAAGCAACCAUAUACUUUCUAAAACCUUUGAAGAAUCUGACAAUCAAAGGGAAAUUAGUUCCCCCCAAUUGUAA
This is a messenger RNA of Opisthorchis viverrini, 2190 nucleotides long. RefSeq lists its product as hypothetical. Bases 1 to 2190 code for a protein of 729 amino acids. NCBI's taxonomy places the organism in Eukaryota, Metazoa, Platyhelminthes, Trematoda, Opisthorchiida, Opisthorchiidae. The record is from RefSeq and is a predicted model, not a curated record. The transcript is spliced from 10 exons.